AUGUCACUGAGCUCAGCUGCAACGCUGCUCAAGUAUGUCGCCGGAACAGCAGCGACUGGGUCCGUCCUCGUCGCUGGCGGAUUAUGGUAUUUCCAGCGACAUCUGAUAUACCCCUCCAACCUGCCAUCUGGGUCACGCACAGAUGUGCCCACUCCCGCGCAGAUCGGAUUGCCCUACGAAGAUAUCACCCUCACGACGAACGAUCACCUCAAGCUCCACGCGUACCUCAUUCCCGCUCGUCGUAGACCCGUGACACUACAAGAUCUACAGUCGCUCAGUAAUGAGGACAGGAAGGCGAGAAUGAAGGCGGAGGUGGAUGGUUGGGUGGAAGAAAUGGGGAAGGAGGAUGCGGUGGAGUAUAUCAAGAGCAGACCGACGGUCGUGUUCUUCCAUGCGAAUGCUGGUAAUAUGGGACACCGACUACCGCUCGCGAGAAAGUUCAACGUUGAGCAUGGGUGUAAUGUCUUUAUGCUCAGUUACAGGGGGUAUGGGAAGUCAGAGGGCCAUGCGUCAGAGCUGGGGAUGCGGAUAGAUGUGGAGGCGGCUCUGCAGUACAUCCAGGCGCAUCCGCUCAUUGGCAAGACAAAGUUGAUCGUGUACGGUCAAUCAAUCGGCGGAGCUGUGUCUCUUUAUGCGGCAGCGAGUCACCCAGACAUGAUCUCCGGUAUCAUCAUCGAAAAUACCUUUCUCUCUCUUCCCCUUCUCAUUCCAUCCAUAAUGCCCCAGAUCCCCCGCUUCCUCCUCCCCAUCCUCCUCACUGAACAAUGGGACGCCGCGCUUUCACUACCAAAGAUACGCAAAUCCACGCCGAUACUCAUGCUCAGCGGGAAGAAGGACGAGCUUGUGCCUCCUUCGCAUAUGGUGGAACUCCGGCGAAUUAGGGAGGGCGGGAGGGUCCAAGAGGCCUCUUGGCAAGAGGAGGGUCAGGCAGCAAACGCGGCCAGGGAGAAGAAAGAUCUAGGUGGGAAAGUCAGAUGGAGAGAGUUCCCGAGUGGGACGCAUAAUGAUACGUGCCUGAUACCGGGGUAUUGGAAGGAGAUUGGGGAGUGGAUCAGGGAGGAGGUGGAGGGGUUGCCGGUGGAGAAGGGGGAGUAG
Dioszegia hungarica is the source of this 1095-nucleotide messenger RNA. RefSeq names its product Alpha/Beta hydrolase protein. The coding region runs from base 1 to 1095 and encodes 364 amino acids. The transcript is spliced from 8 exons. Gene Ontology annotation, cellular component: membrane. Gene Ontology annotation, molecular function: palmitoyl-(protein) hydrolase activity. NCBI's taxonomy places the organism in Eukaryota, Fungi, Basidiomycota, Tremellomycetes, Tremellales, Bulleribasidiaceae. The record is from RefSeq and is a predicted model, not a curated record.